AAGUGUAACGUUUUGCAAACCUUAAAUACCGUACUACUGAUGAGUCAGAAAAUUCGAAAAACAUUAAACUCCGUAACACAAAGAAGGUUCUAGUAAUUGUCGUACACUCUUUGUUCGUGAACUUUGAAACAGUUGUGGAGGGAUCAUCCACUAAAAUCUACACCUCACUUCUUUAUUCUAUCUACUAAUACUCACUGUUCAUCCUAACUCUUUUCCUUAAACGCUCACUUUUCAAUCUCCCAUCCAUUUUUCUCUUUCUCUUUUCAUCUCAAUGCUUCCCUGGGGCUCAGAAAAUGCUACAACAUUCAUCAAAGGGUGAAGAUAUUGUCCAGUGAGGAGGUAAAUCUUGAAGAGUCAGUGUAGUUUUUUUCAUUUCAGUGCUUGAUUUUGAUAUCAUCAUAUAUGGCUGUUCUUAUUACACCUGUAAGUUCGAAAUUCGGAGCAAAGUAUCGGGCUCUAGCUCCUUAUAAAGUUGUAAGGGGUUUAAUGUGUUUACUGGUGCUGGUUUCAUCAGCAUUUGUAACAUUGGUGUUCUUUGGGUUUAUUACUUCUGUUAUAGUGAGAUUCUUUAGCAUCGGUUACAGCAGGAGAACGACGUCGUUUUUCUUUGGUGCUUGGCUAACUUUGUGGCCUUUUCUAUUUGAGAAAAUCAACAAGACUAAAGUUGUGUUCUCGGGAGAUAUUGUUCCGUCGAGAGAACGGAUCUUACUGAUUGCGAAUCACAGAACGGAAGUCGAUUGGAUGUAUUUAUGGGACCUUGCAUUGCGGAAGGGAUGCAUUGGAUACAUUAAGUAUGUACUUAAGAGCAGUUUGAUGAAACUUCCGAUUUUCGGUUGGGCAUUUCAUAUAUUGGAGUUCAUCCCGGUGGAAAGGAAGUGGGAAGCUGAUGAGUCGACUAUGCGUCAAAUGCUUUCGACAUUCAAGGAUCCGCAGGAUCCCCUCUGGCUUGCUAUUUUCCCCGAGGGAACUGAUUUUACUGAACAGAAGUGCCUUCGAAGUCAAAAAUAUGCUGCCGAACAAGGGUUACCGAUUCUGAAAAACGUUUUACUGCCAAAAACCAAGGGCUUUUGUACCUGUUUGCAAGAGUUGAGGGGCUCUCUAAUUGCAGUUUACGAUGUUACCAUUGGCUACAAACACCGCUGCCCGUCUUUCUUGGACAAUGUCUUUGGGGUGGAUCCAUCCGAAGUUCAUAUCCAUAUCUGCCGCGUUCCCAUCGAACGUAUCCCAACAUCCGAAGAUGAAAUGUCGACGUGGCUGAUGGACAGAUUCCGGUUUAAGGACAAGUUGCUUUACAAUUUUCAAUUUCAAGGUAAGUUUCCUGAUCAAGCAAAAGAGACGGACCUCCCUGCUGUGAAGACCAUUUUGAGUUGUAUGAUAGUUAUUCUAUGGACUGGCUUAUGCAUGUACUACAUUUUUUCCUGUUUCUGGUUUAAACUUUACGUGUCUGUAGUCUGUGCUUAUUUGGUUCCGGCUACGUAUUUCAACAUUCGGCCGCAACCUAUUCUUGGUCUUUUUAAGAUGUGAUAUAAGAAUUGCUACAUCAAUCUCAAAUACUUGAAUAUAUUGUGAGUUCGAUAUUCAUGUAUGUUUUUAGUUGUAAUAUUAACAUUGUUAGAUUGGUUUCGGAGAUCGAUUACUCAGCCAUGUUGUUGAAAUGAAGUAUUCUGUUUUUGACA
This is a messenger RNA of Lathyrus oleraceus (garden pea), 1676 nucleotides long. Its product is annotated as probable 1-acyl-sn-glycerol-3-phosphate acyltransferase 5. The transcript is spliced from 4 exons. Gene Ontology annotation, molecular function: acyltransferase activity. The coding region runs from base 403 to 1524 and encodes 373 amino acids. Lineage: Eukaryota; Viridiplantae; Streptophyta; Magnoliopsida; Fabales; Fabaceae. Gene Ontology annotation, cellular component: endomembrane system. The record is from RefSeq and is a predicted model, not a curated record.